CAUCCCUUUGCCUUCACUCAUUCUUGAUCUCCAACCACCUCCGCUGCCUCUGUGCCUCUCUGUCAUACUCAAGUUCUUGUUUAAUAUCUUGCAUACGACAUGCUGGUAUUCGCCCUUGUUCUCCAGGGCGCCGCCGCUCUCAUCGGCGCACUCACCCUCAUCGCCUCCGUCCCGUUCCCCGGUCCCGGCGGUCUCGCCAUCCUGCGCGACUGUCUGCACACGCUUGAAUCUUCUGCGCGUGGUAGCAAGCUGAUGCUCGAAUACUCGCGGAAUGUGGAUCGCUACGAACGGAUGUUCAAGCGUUCGUUGUACACGUUCUUCCUCGCUCAUGGCCUGCCUCCGGCUCGUCAUCGUUACGGCCUUGAGCCUCCCGUGGACUCUGACUUCGUUCGACUCGUCAAGUCUGGCUGUGGAUACCCUGGUGGUCUCUGCCCGUCGUUCGGCUUCGACCUCAACCCAACGCGGACGUCUCAGCUCGAUGGCUUUGUCCGCCCUACAAUGGCUCUCGCUCGUCCUCCGGUCGACUUCCUGUUCUCGGACGACUCGGCGCUCCCCCCGACAUACAACUAUGUCUGGCCAACGUCGACUGCCGUGCCCGUCAUGGUCCCUACUGAAGUCAGCGACUCUACGCAACCUGCUGCGUCUGCUGUGUCUCUUGGCGACCUAUCUAUGGUCCCCUCGCCCAUCCUCUCGGAUGAAGUUUCGAACACGACGGCUCCCUCGGUCGACAUGGUCGACCUUGUACCUCUCAUGGCUGUUGGACUCUUCCUCCUCGUCUUGGCAAUCGGCCCGUGUCUGGUGCCUUCUCGUCGUCACUCCGUCAAGUAUGUCCUCAACUGGCAGCUCGCUCCGCGCAAGUCCUCUUCGGACGAUAUCGAGUUCUGGCGCAAGUACGACGAUCUCGAAGCUGGUCGGGUGUCUCCUGGCUAUGUCGCCCCUCUCGGCGACGCACCUCGCCCUUUCUUCUCUUCAAGUCUUACAAGCACAUUGCUGCUCGCUGCGGCUCCCACGACGGUUCGUCACAUCGCGGAGCGACCUAUUCAAGCUGAAGAUCUCGAGAUGAAUGAUCUCUCUGCUUCUGGUCGCGGUUCGGUCCCUGGUGAACCUCUUGGUGGCCCUCCUGGCUGAAUGUUGCGCCUUGUUGGACAUGCAUCGCUAGACUUCGAGAGAUGUCAGCGUGUUGGACGCUCGUCGUCGCAACCUAUCCUUAUCCAUAUCUAUGUGUCCUGGGACUGUCUUUCUCUCUGUGUAUCCGUGUUCCUUCGUCAUGUCUCAUCACGACUCUCAUACUGUAGACUUCUCUUCGCGCCUCGUUGGGUGUCGUGUAGAGGAACUUCAUUGCAACACCGGACGCGGUGUUGUAAUGAGGUUUCUCUCUGAGACCCAGAGAUAUAUACGUUCACUACUCCCAAUCCUUGUGUCACUUACCUAUUG
Rhodofomes roseus is the source of this 1434-nucleotide messenger RNA. RefSeq lists its product as uncharacterized. NCBI's taxonomy places the organism in Eukaryota, Fungi, Basidiomycota, Agaricomycetes, Polyporales, Fomitopsidaceae. The record is from RefSeq and is a predicted model, not a curated record. Bases 100 to 1128 code for a protein of 342 amino acids. The transcript is spliced from 3 exons.